Messenger RNA from Myodes glareolus (Bank vole), 2537 nucleotides. Lineage: Eukaryota; Metazoa; Chordata; Mammalia; Rodentia; Cricetidae. The record is from RefSeq and is a predicted model, not a curated record.
GCUCACAAACAUCUGUAACUCCAGUUCCAGGGGGACUGGUGUCCUCUUCUGGCCUCUGUAGGACCUGCACACACGUGCUGCACUUAUAUUUAUGCAGGCAAACAUUCAACAUACAUAAAAUAAAAAUAAACGGAUAAGACAAAGCAGCCACAUCACUAUUUGCACCUCACAGAAACCAUCUAUAAAAAUACUUUAGCCUUUCUCUGAGACAUGAAAAAAACUGAAGCUAAAAAGAUUAAAACAGCUUCCAAAGCUGUUCCCUCAGUCAGGGGUCAAGGUUAAAGUCCACACACAACUCUGACGACACACUGACUCUGAGCACAGGGACUUUAUAGCUGAACCCGGCCCGGAUCCCACAGCCCAGGUCCUCAAAGCCCACUUUGUGUGACUGCCUUCACAGCGGACCAUGUAGCCAUGUAUGACAUAUUUGCACAGACGCAAACGCCGUCGGGUGACUGCUUGUACGAGUUUGACGGUGAUGAGCAAUUCUACGUGGAUCUUGACAGGGAGGAAACGGUCUGGGGCCUGCCAGAGUUCGGCACGGUCUACGGCUUUGACGCCCAGGGGGCUCUGCCCUACAUUGCCCGCCUGAAGAGCAACCUGAGAGCCUUGAUCCAGAGACACAACAUCACCCAGGUCCCCAGUGAGCCUCCCGAGGUGACCGUGUUCCCCAAGAGCCCAGUGGAGCCGGGUCAGCCCAACGUCCUCAUCUGCCACAUCGAUAGGUUCUUUCCCCCAGUGCUCAACGUCACAUGGCUUCGUAACGGGAAGCUGGUCACUGAAGGGACUUCGGAGACCGUCUUUCUGCCCAGCACAGAGCUCAGAUUUCACAAGUUCCACUACCUGACCUUCGUGCCCAUGGCCGAGGACGUGUAUGACUGCAGGGUGGAGCACUGGGGCCUGGACCAGCCGAGCCUCACUCACUGGGAAAUGCAGGAGCCGCCCCAGGCGGCCGAGACCAUGGAGACUGUGGUCUGUGCGCUGGGCCUGGUGGUGGGCCUGGUGGGCGUCGUCAUCGGCAGUGUGUUCAUCGUAAGAGCUCGGCACUCCGGCCACAGUUCCCUGAUCCAAGGACCCCUGUGAGCAGCCGUGGAGGUGGGAAGUUAGGGUGGAGUCGGAGGGAGUCUACGCCUCUGUGCGGAAAGGAGGGAACAUCCACACCGAUGAAGCAGACACAGAUCUCUCUCUGGUGUUCAGAGCAGAGCUAUGUGAGACAUCACUGACAACCCUGAGAACCCAAGGCUCGGGCCCUGCCCUGAGUGUUAUGCAUCCUCCAUAUGAGGGUGCUAAUGCCACUGCGGUUUGAUGCUUGAGAGAUGCUUACGGCAUCUUUGUGCACAAGAGCUUUAAGCACCUUCGCCAAGGCCACACAGGCGGUCUGCAGGUUCCUCCCUCCCUUCUUACACUGGGAUCAAAGCCCUGCACCUCCACACCUGGUUAGGAGCCCCUUCUUCAUGAUUUUUAUCUGUAGAGGUUAGCACAUAUCCUGGCAUUUAGUAAUUUAAUCCACCACUGAUUUGCCCAGAGCCUCACUUGUCAAAGGCUAGAAGCUGGCUACAGGCUGUACAAGGAUAAGGGUGUUCUGUGGCACCACCAUUAGGAGACAGCAUCAUAGCUGCCACCGUGGUAGAAAAGGACAUCACACAAACGUGAGCAAGGCUACAGUGAAGCCUCGUGGGAAGCAGGGCUGAGGAACUGGGACAGGGAGCCACAGGGAAAGAGAAAGGGAAGGCAGGUGGGAUCCCAGACCCCCUCCUGAACCUGAGGUUGACGGUGACUGUGUCUCGCUGCAGGUGAUCACUUUCUGAAAAGAACACGGCCUUGGGAAGGUGCCCUGACCUUGUCUCUGCCUCUGUCCUCAGUUGUGAUGUAGCCCCAGCUGUCCUGGAACUCUCUGGAACUCUCUAUGUCCCCAGCUGGCUUUGAACUCUCAGAGGGCUUUGCCUCUCUGAACGACUUGCUGACCUUAAAGUGCUAUGUAUGCCCUUGGUAUUGCUGUCAGCAAAGCAAAGGUAGCAAGCAGGAGUUGCUGUGUUUCUCAUCAGAUUGGACACCCUUCCCUGGGCUCCACAGCUCCGGCCUGGACACCCUUCCCCGGACUCCACAGCUCCAGUCUGGACACCCUUCCCUGGGCUCCACAGCUCCGGCCUGGACACCCUUUCCUGGGCUCCACAGCUCUGGGUUCCUGCAUGAUCACUUUGCUGUCUCCUUCCAGAGAAUUCCUAAGAACAACCUUUCCUGUUUCUGAGCUGGGAGACUCAGCCUUGCUGGAUGGAACAGGCCACUUAUGUCGAAUGCCUCCUAACAGUGUGACUUCAAGUGACACCAUGGGAGCAGUUACCAAGGGUUCUGACCUCACUUUCAGGGAGAGUCUGAGAGUUCGGAUUGGCCCUGGAGAGGGGACAACAGUGAACUGGGAUGAAUAUUCGUUUGGAUGUAGUUUGAGGGCUACAGUGUUUGCCGGCAUUGUUUGAGCCCCUGAGGGAAGAGAUUGGCCCUGCCUCUGGUUUGACUGUAAUAAAAUGCCUUUUGGUAAA